Molecule: messenger RNA, 4978 nt
Organism: Eleginops maclovinus (Patagonian blennie)
Lineage: Eukaryota; Metazoa; Chordata; Actinopteri; Perciformes; Eleginopidae
Gene: gpr4
Product: G protein-coupled receptor 4
Exons: 4
Coding region: 901-2025 (374 amino acids)
Biological process (GO): G protein-coupled receptor signaling pathway
Cellular component (GO): membrane
Molecular function (GO): G protein-coupled receptor activity
Source: RefSeq, a predicted model, not a curated record
UGAGUGUCCCGCGCUCAGUGCGCCGGUGUCGCACUGUGGAGUCAGUUCAAGCUGAACAUCGCCUAUAUUACUGAGCGGUUUUUGCUGAAGUUGGAUGACAUGACAUACUUUCCCUGUGAAUGGAUACGCGCGGUGUGUGAGCUGACAGCCGGGACUUUAAGAUGAGAAUAUGCUCAGCAGUGCAGAGCAAACAGACCCCCUUUCAGCGCGAAGGUGGUGAAGCUCCACAAAGUCAUUCCUGUGUUUAAGUGCGCGCAUCCCAGAGGAGUCUUGUGUGUCAUCAGGACCUUGAAACACACCCACACACCCACACACACACACACUGAUGCUCAGCCUCUACUUUUUACAGUAGACCUUGCAGACCUCUAACCUCUGAAAGAUUGAUGAGGUCCUGUCCAGGCAGCGCCCCAGCACAGCGUUGAUAAGGCAGCUUUAAUUUCACCACAUUUUAUCCCUCAGGCCUUCUUUUAUUGUCCUCUUUUCCUCCCUGCUGGGGGACGCAGGGGCUUGCUUUGAAGGGUGAGAAAAAGGAGGGAUGGCAAGGCCACUGGGCGAGGAGGACAUUGCUUUAAGAAACAGGAACAAUGAAAUGCCUCAUAAAUGAGAGUUAUUUUUUCCUCAUGUGGGACAGCCGUGUGGAAGCCAAGCAUGAGCCUACUGUUGGCAGGUCUCUGUCAAACUGUUGGAGCUGGAACAGAGUGAAACUACAGAGAGACACUCAGAGCUGAGAGUUGCUUCACACAACCACACACAACCACACACACACACACACACACACACACACACACACACACACACACACACACACACACACACACACACACACACACACACACACACACACACACACACACACACACACACACACACACAGCAAACACAGUUGUUCCACACAGGACAAUGUGCAACAUCUCGUUCUGUGAUGUGGACAGUAAGGUGGACCAGUUCUUCCAGCCCACGCUCUACAUCAUCGUCAUCGUUCUGGGGCUGCCCACCAACUGCAUGGCCCUGUGGGCUGCCUAUAUGCAGGUACGGCAACGCAAUGAGCUUGGCAUCUACCUGAUCAACCUGUCCGUGGCGGACCUCCUCUACAUCAUCACCCUUCCUCUGUGGAUCGACUACUUCCUGCAGCACGAUGACUGGAUCCACGGUCAGGAGAGCUGCAAGUUGUUCGGCUUCAUCUUCUACACCAACAUCUACGUCAGCAUCGCCUUCCUCUGCUGUAUAUCACUGGACAGGUACCUGGCCGUGGCAUAUCCUCUGCGCUUUGCAAAGGUUCGACGAAUCAAAACGGCGAUCCUGGUCAGCGCCAUGGUGUGGAUUAUUGAAAUCGUAGCAAACUCUGCUCCUCUCUUCCACGACGAGCUAUUCCAGGACCGGUUCAACCACACAUUCUGCUUUGAGAAGUAUCCCAUGCAGGACUGGGUGGCAGGGAUGAACCUCUACAGGACAUUUCUGGGCUUCCUCGCUCCAUGGACAGCCAUGCUUGUGGCUUACCGUGGGAUUUUAGUAGCUGUGCGCUGCAACGUCUCGACAGAGCGCCAGGAAAAGGCCAAAAUUCAGCGUCUGGCUUUGAGUCUGAUACUGAUUGUUUUGCUGUGCUUUGGACCGUACCACAUUCUGCUCCUGGUGCGGAGCGUGAUGUUUCUAAACAAGCCAUGUGACUGCGGUGCAGAGGAGAAGCUGUUUGCGGCAUACCAUGUAUCGUUGGCACUGACCAGCCUCAACUGCGUCGCCGAUCCCAUUUUGUACUGUUUCGUCAAUGAGGGGGCUCGGCAUGAUGUCGGCCGAGCGCUCUCAGCUUUGCUUUCUGCAGCUUGCUACAAGGGCUCCUCUUCCUCACCAUCGCACGGCGACAUACUCAACGCUGGUUCAGUGACUAUGGAAACGCCGCUGGCAGCAAAAAAGCAGCCAUGUGUAUACGCCGAUGGAGCCAAGACGAGCAGCUACAAGACAGAACUGGUGGCUCUGAAGGAGGAGUGUCUACAGAUGACGAUCCUCAGUGUUAGGAAGACUCAAACCUGAAGCCCACUUCAAAGGUCCAAACUCCUUAUCUCAGUGGAUGGAGAAUGCCCCCGACACUGAGAGGGUCCAAUGUCUUCUGGCCUGUUAGGCUGAGAUGAGAAGCAUUUUCUGAGGCUGUGGGUGAUUUGCCCCACCAAUUCCAUUAAAUGGCAUUGACAAGCCAGAAGGGUAAUGAGAUUUCUGAAAUAAACAAGACAUAUCGUCGGUCGUCACGGUACAAGCCUGUGCGAGUUCAAAAUGCUCACACAUCUGAAAGCAAAGUUGUUUUAGUUUGGUCUUAGGUUGGCACUUGGACAGGCCAAAAACUACACAUUCUUAUUCCAGGUUCCAAUUCCAGUUCUUAAUUAAAUGAAAAAUUCCAGGUUACUAUUCCAAUUCCAGUUCUAAAUUCCAAUUCUAUUCCAUUUUCCAAUUCAAGUUCAAGUUCUUAACUCCAAUUUCAGAUUUCACCAAUUCCAAUUGCAAUUCUAAAUUCCAAUUCCAGGUUCCAAUGUAUUUUUCCACAUUCCAAACAUGUCUAUCUUUUAUGCUGCAACGUUUUUAGCGCUGACAUUGACAGCUCGUCAGUCAUAAGCUUUAAAGCAGGGGUGUCCACAUACAGAAACACAUAGAAAGGUCUGGGCCCUCACCAAAGGUGAGGUAUAUUGCCUCACAAGUUGAGUUAUAAGUUAGCAACAUUAAUCAAAUGUAGGUACAUUUUUCUUUAUACUUGAAUAUGCUUUAAGAAACAUCUCAGCUCUCCGUAGGGUUUCAGUUAUUUAGUUGGCAGCUCAAUUCUCAAAACAGGAGCCUCAGAUUGUUGAUAAUAAGGGGAAAUAUGAAGGGUCUAUUUGCAGUUUGUUAUGCCAAUAAGUUGUUGGGCUAUGAUCUGUUUGAAACAUUUUUCAACUUUAAUUGACUCAAUUGAUUUGAAAAUUGGUUUUAUUAACACAUGAAUACUGUGUAAUAUAUUAUUUGUACAUAUUUAAUAUAUUUAACAAGUUUCAGGUGUGGACAUAUUCCAUUAUACUUUUAGCAUUUGCUGAGGGCCAAUUAAAAUUGGGCCGCGGGCCGCAUUUGGCCCCCGGGCCGUACUUUGGACACCCCUGCUUUAAAGGAUAUUCUGAGGUAGUGUUGACCGAGUUGAAGUGACCUACUGGUGGUGCUAAAUGAAAAGUCACGGGAUCUCUUUAAGUCCUCAGUAUUUAGACCAAAAAUGUCUGUACCAAAUCCAUCCAGUAGAUGUUGAUAUUUCAGUGUGGAGCAGUGUAGUACCGACAGAUCAACAGAGCAGCUAGGCCAGCAGGUAUUUACAAUGCCACAGGAAGAUGUCCUUGAGUAUUUAAGUUGAACUAUUUAAAAAGAGCACAUUCUGCAUGGAUGAGCAUUUUUAGUGGGCCGAGAAGAGAGACUGCAUGGACAACCAACCUUCACAAAGGGCAAUUUAAGAAGAUUGGAUUCUGACACCCAAAUGCACCACUGAGCAAUAUGGAAAAAGAGCAGAAUGGUAAUAAAGAAGAUGUGUAUUACUGUUUGAUAAAUCUUUUCUCAAGCUUGUCGGAAAUGUCUUAACCGUUUCAUUGUUUUUCUUGACGAAGUAUUGAAGCCUUAUAAAGUACCUCAGCUUGUUAACUGUGACAGCAAAAAGGCUUAGAGUAGAUGUGUCUCUAAUGUAAUGUGAGCAAUGUUUCUCUCUUUUUUACCAUAGGCAGCAAAAGGUAUCACACUGAAAAAGUCCUUAACCAAAGCCUGCAUUCAGCUCAGUUUGAAAGUCAAAUGUAUCAGUUGUUUAAACUCCAUUAGGUUGAGGGCAAGGAAGCACAGAAAACAACAUCCAAGACUACCCUCAGUUCACCGGAGAACGUUUACAUUCCCAUGUUCAGACAGAUUAGUCCCCAAACCUCCUUAUUUUACUUUUAAAUACACACUUUUUUAAUUUAAGUUUCCUCAUCACAUAAAUUAAACUAACUAUUAAAUAAAAAGUUUCACAUCUUCGUUUCCCCUGAGGCAAUUUUUGUAAAUUCUUUCUGGAUUCAAGCAACAAUCCUGGCUGCUGAGAGUUUGCCUUUUUGGAAAAUACUUUGACCUGUCAAAAGUGAAAUGCACAAAUCAAGACAUACUUUACUCGAUACCCAUAUAAAACUAACCCUAACCCUAACUGUAUUUCCAGUGGUAAGAACUGUGGCAGCAGUCUAUAUGGUAGUGUUUUAUUUAACAUUUGUUGUAUUUAUUUUUUACUGCAUGUUUGCCUUUUCUUUUGUAAGUGAAGCUGUAAUAGCUGCCAUACUUUGCCAUACAUUUAAUGUACUGUCUGAUUCACUCGAUUUUGAGUAACUAGAGCCUAGAAAAGAGGGGUUUUAAAAUCUGUUCCUAUGAUGCACAUCCAAGAUCUCAAAUCACACUGACCUGAGAGGUUUUCCCUUUUUUAAAUUGGCAGCUAAUUUUCACAAAGAUCAACUUUGUUUUGGCAUUUGUUAACCAAAACGUAGAAUAUCUGCUUCUUCAAAACAACACCCAAAGAUAGGAUAGUACUCAUUGCUCCUAUGUGCACUUUUUUUUGGAAAAUCUUUGGUAAUAACAUUUCAACAAAUUGUCUGUUUACAGGUUGUCCCGCUGUAUGUUCAGAUUUAUAACAACGUACAAACUGUUCUUAUAGGAAUGCAAGUAAGUCUGAAAUAACCCCCGUCCCACACAGCGAUUUCGUGUUGAUAAGCAAACCAGUGUCUAUGUUACAGUUCCACAGGCUUACAAUUAUGCUUUAAGGUUUUUUCGGAAACCUUUAAUUUUAUGUGGUCUUGGCACAAAAGCAUUCAUCUAGUCAGUUCCCAUGAUGUUAUGGCAGGUUUCUAAACGCUGCAGUGAACCAUUGCUUUUGUUGUGCAUCUGCAUGUCAGUGUGAGAGAGGAUGUACCGGCUGUCAAAAGAUGUUUUUGUACAAAAAUGUCAGUGAGAAAUAAAUGAUGCAUACAAACCA